Arachis duranensis is the source of this 4159-nucleotide messenger RNA. Its product is annotated as homeobox-DDT domain protein RLT3. The transcript is spliced from 16 exons. The record is from RefSeq and is a predicted model, not a curated record. Gene Ontology annotation, molecular function: RNA polymerase II cis-regulatory region sequence-specific DNA binding; DNA-binding transcription factor activity, RNA polymerase II-specific. NCBI's taxonomy places the organism in Eukaryota, Viridiplantae, Streptophyta, Magnoliopsida, Fabales, Fabaceae. Gene Ontology annotation, biological process: regulation of transcription by RNA polymerase II. Gene Ontology annotation, cellular component: nucleus; transcription regulator complex. The coding region runs from base 312 to 3530 and encodes 1072 amino acids.
UUCUGUUUCGUAAAACCCAAAACCCUACUUCCCUACUUCAUCUGAGACUACACUUUCUUCAUUAUCCCCUUUCCAUUCCUUCUCUUCUCUUCGACUUUUUAUAAUAAACACACAAUUUCAUUUUCCUCUCUCAUUUCAUUUCCCAAACCCACUGUCGAAGCUGCAAUUCAGGUCAAUUGCUCUCACAUUUGCACAAGUUCAUUCUCCUUAUAUCUUCUUAGCUCACACUCACUCCACUAAUCCAAAUUUCGCGGAAUCACUUAAUUUCAGCUCAGUUCAAUGAGAAGAAGCACCUAACAGCACGGACGGGAAUGGAGACGGAGGAGGGAGAAAAUGGAGUGAUCGUGCCACCUCGUUCCGGUGCUGGUAAAAGCCUGUUCGGAAUCGCCGCCGCAGCUUCUAGAAGGAUGCAACAACAGCAACGGCAUAGAGAGAAGGAGAACUCUAACGCUCCUUCGCCUUCAACUUACGAUAUGGCUGUAACAGGGAGAGUUAGUAGAAAGAAGAAGCAUAAGCGUCUUCAGGAAUUUUUUACAACGGACUAUGAUAAUUUGAGGAGCGAUGGUCCUCCUAUUGGUCUCGAAUUUGAUUCUCUUCCUUCUCGGUCAGAGAGUUACACUCCUUCAUAUGUAGAGGACUACGGGCCCGCCAAAAUGAGAAAGGUUUCCAAGAGUGCAUGUGGAAGUCACCCAAGCUUUAAUAAGAAAACAUCAGUGAAGAAACAUGGUAUGGGCAAAGGUUUGAUGACAGUCUGGAGGGCAACCAAUCCUUAUGCUGAAGACCUUCCAAAUGACUUUGAUUUUGAUAGCCGAGAGCAAGGCACUCAUCUAGUCUCAAAGUCUAUGGUACAGAAACCUGUUCGUGAGAACAGAAGAAAUAAAACACAGCACACGAUAAAUAAGUCUCAGGACAAGAGGAAACUUUCCAUACAAAGAGAAAUGGGGAAAUCUAAUCUAUAUGUAACUCAGAACCAGUCAUCGGAGGAAAAAUGUGAACUUGCAGUGGAUAGCGCAAUAUUUGAGGAGGGAUUUGAUCAAAUUUCAAUGUUAGUCGAUGAUGAGGAGCUUGAGAUGAGAGAGUUCCGAGCAGGAAUCAAUAUGCUGUUGUGUUCUGAUCAUCUUGCUGCAAGUGGAAUGUUUGGUUGUGCACUCUGCAAAGAUGUGCUAGUUAAGUUCCCCCCAGAUACUGUCAAAAUGAAGAAACCUAUCUGUUUGCAACCUUGGGAUUCCUCUCCAGAAAUUGUGAAGAAAUUAUUUAAGGUUUUCCAUUUCCUUUAUACAUAUGCUACAGUAGUCAAUAUAUGCCCAUUCACUCUGGAUGAGUUUGUUCAAGCAUUUCAUGAUAAGGACUCAGUUUUAAUUGGAAAGACUCACAUAGCCCUUCUCUCACUUCUUCUAUCUGACAUUGAAGUGGAGCUUACCAAUGGUUUUUCACCUCAUUUAAAUAAGUCCUGCAAUUUUCUUGCAUUGCUUCAUUCAGUUGAAAGUCAAGAAUAUUCUGUAGACUGCUGGAGAAGUUCUUUGAAUGCUCUUACUUGGGUUGAAAUACUUCGUCAAGUGCUUGUUGCUUCUGGAUUUGGUUCAAAGCAAGGGGCCUUACGAAGAGAGGCACUUAGCAAGGAGUUGAAUCUUUUUGUAAACUAUGGCCUACACCCUGGCACCUUGAAGGGAGAGUUGUUUAAAAUCUUGUCAGAGCGAGGAAACAAUGGAUGCAAGGUAUCUGAGCUAGCAAACUUAAAACAGAUUGUAGAAUUAAACCUUGAUGGCACAACUGGGGACCUGGAAUCUUUAAUAUGUUCCACACUUUCAAGUGAUAUUACUUUAUUUGAAAAGAUUUCACCAUCUGCAUAUCGUGUGCGUAUGAGCACUGUGACGAAGGACAUAGAUGAUUCUAAAUCAGAUAUGGAGGAUGCUGGGAGUGUUGAUGAUGAAAUCAAUUACAGUGAUACGUUUAGCAGUGAUGAUGAUUUUGAAAAUGAUUCAAGAGGCGCCAACAUGAGAAAACUGAAGUGUGUUAACGGUCAUAAAACCAAGAAUAAUAUGCUCAAAGUAUAUACUGAAAUUGAUGAGAGCCAUCCAGGAGAAAUAUGGUUGUUAGGACUGAUGGAGAGUGAAUAUUCAGAUUUGAAAAUUGAAGAAAAAUUGAAUGCUUUGGCUGCUCUAACUGAUCUUCUUUCCUCUGGUUCCAGCAUCAGGAUGAAGGACCCAACAAAAAUCACAGCUGACUGCCAUUCGAGCAUCCAACAUGGUUCUGGAGCGAAAAUAAAAAGAGCAUCGUCAAUAAAGAAGCCGGGACCAUUUUGGUACCAGAUUGGACAAAUGCAACAUGCAAAAGAAUUGAACUCAUCUUUUCUACCAUGUCCAGUAGAUUCCACAUCCUUAAUCUCAAAUUCCAGUAACCAGGGGGAGAAGGAAAAAGGGUCAAUUGAUUCACAUCCCAUUCAAUCAGUAUUUUUGGGAUCUGAUCGUCGCUACAAUAGAUACUGGCUUUUCCUCGGCCCUUGUAAUGCUGAUGAUCCUGGCCACAGGAGGGUUUACUUUGAAUCUUCUGAAGAUGGUCACUGGGAAGUGAUUGAUACUGAAGAGGCCUUAUGUGCCUUGCUAUCAGUGUUAGAUGAUAGAGGGAAACGGGAGGCUCAUCUCAUUGAAUCUCUGGAGAAGCGGCAAGCAUCUCUAUGCAGAUUUAUGUCUAGGAUUAAGGUUAACAGUACUGGAAUGGGUUCUAUGUUGCAUUCUGAUCAAUCUGAGCUGGAUAUGGUUUCAGAAGACAGUUAUUCCCCGGUAUCUGAUGUAGACAAUCUGAAUCUGAUUGAGACUGCAAAAGACACACUACCUUCAGCAGGGGCUGUGAUUAUUGAAGCUGGAAAGAAGGGUGAGGAACAAGUGCAAAAGUGGCUCCGUGCUCAAGGAUAUGAUUCUUGGAUUUGGGGAUCCUUUUAUUUAGAUCUUAACGUUGUAAAAUAUGGUAGAAGGUCUUAUCUUGAUUCUCUAGCGAAAUGUCUGACUUGUCAUGAUCUUUAUUGGAGAGACGAGAGACACUGCAGGAUUUGCCAUACCACAUUUGAGCUUGAUUUUGAUCUAGAAGAGAGAUACGCCAUUCACAGAGCUACAUGCUGUCAGAAAGAGGAUGUUAAUACAUUUCCAAAUCAUAAAGUUCUAUCAUCACAGAUUCAAUCACUGAAAGCUGCAAUUUAUGCUAUUGAGUCUGUUAUGCCUGAAGAUGCCUUAGUAGGUGCUUGGAGGAAAUCUGCUCAUAAGCUAUGGGUUAAACGACUCAGGCGCACUUCAUCUUUAGUUGAGCUUUUGCAGGUUCUCUCUGAUUUCGUUGGUGCAAUAAACAAGCACUGGCUGUUUGAGUGCAACUUACCAGAUAAAGUUGUUCAAGAAAUCAUUGCAUAUUUUGCAUUAAUGCCCCAUACAUCAUCAGCCCUUGCUCUUUGGUUGGUGAAGUUAGAUGCCAUAAUUGCUCCCUACCUUGACAGAGGUCGUCCUCAGAAGAAGCAGGGAAUCGGCAAUCAUGGUCAUUGCUGACGUGCUUCCAUAUAUUGAGAUAAAGGCAUUUAUAUUAUUGCAAUUGAAAUAUAAUACUGGAACUCCUUGUUCUGCACCCGGAUGCGCCAGUGGUGUUCUUUUAUUUGAUCAGAGAUACAUUGCUGGCUCAACUUGGUUCCUAAAUUUCAAUCUGACAGCAAUAUGGCAAAUACAGUACUGUGUAUGUCGAAAUCCUUUUCUUUUCGCAUCUAUUUUCUCGUUGAUAUAUAUUACAGGCAAUCCUAUUGAUCAGAUGUACAGCUUUAGUUUAGAUCAAUUAUGGGUACCUAGAGGAUUUUUGGUUAACUCCCACUCAUUUUGUUUCUCCACUCUCACUUCUCUCCUUGCUUUACGAUGUUUGUAGUCUUCUCAUUUGAGAAAUCAAUUUUGUCAACUUCCUCAAUAAUGUUGGUACUGAACGAAAAUAAUUUGUAUGACGAGAAUUAUAAGGUUGAGGUUUGAGCCCAUUUAUACAAGAAAAUUAAAGUAGCGUGUAUAAUUUGCAAUUACACUUGUUUAAAUUGACCCAAAAACUGGAUUGGGGAUCAACCUAGUAUUCAUGGUGGAGUGUUGACAUAUUUCGUUUAUUUUUUGUCAGUUGCGUUAAGCCAACUCUAGUUCUAUCGAAA